This is a messenger RNA of Monosiga brevicollis MX1, 1691 nucleotides long. RefSeq lists its product as uncharacterized. The transcript has 8 exons. Gene Ontology annotation, molecular function: ATP binding; protein serine/threonine kinase activity. The record is from RefSeq and is a predicted model, not a curated record. NCBI's taxonomy places the organism in Eukaryota, Choanoflagellata, Craspedida, Salpingoecidae. Gene Ontology annotation, cellular component: nucleus; cytosol; protein kinase CK2 complex. The coding region runs from base 252 to 1301 and encodes 349 amino acids. Gene Ontology annotation, biological process: protein phosphorylation.
GCUGCUCUGCUGCUGCUGCUGCUGCUGUCGUUCCUGUCGCUGUCGUCGUUCCUGGACUCGACAACGCUUCUUCCCUUGAAGACAAGGGCAGCGCUCGAGAAGGCAGUGCCGGCCAGCAGGGGCGGGUCACCAACAGCAGCGGGGUUGCAGAAACCCGGUGCAGGUGACGGUGCUCUUGUCGAUUGGUUGUGGCGCUUUGAAUAGCCCCACGCCACAUUCUCGAAGUUACCUCUUGAUACUUCAUCAGCAUCAUGUCGGUGGCUGUGCGCGGCCGUCGUCGCCGUGAGCCCAGCAACAGUGUGGCGCGCGUCUACACUGACGUCAACACACACAAGCCAAAGGAAUACUGGGACUACGAGUCGCUCGUCGUUGAGUGGGGCAAGCAAGACAACUACCAGAUUACUUGCAAACUCGGUCGUGGCAAGUACAGCGAGGUCUUUGCCGGCAUUGACAUUCGCACCAAUACCCGUGUGGUCAUCAAGAUUCUCAAGCCUGUCAAGAAGAAAAAAAUUAAACGUGAGAUCAAGGUUUUGCAAAACCUCAAUGGCGGCAUCAACAUUGUCCAGCUUCUCGAUGUUGUUCGGGAUCCUCAGUCCAAAACGCCCGCUUUGGUGUUUGAGUAUGUCAACAACACUGAUUUUAAGGUGUUGUACCCACGCUUGACGCUGGAUGAGAUUGAAUACUACCUCUACGAGCUGCUCAAGGCCCUGGACUAUUGCCACUCGCGCGGCAUUGUGCACCGUGAUGUGAAGCCCCACAACGUCAUGAUCGACCACGAGAAGCGCGAGCUCCGCCUCAUUGAUUGGGGCCUGGCCGAGUUUUACCACCCCAACCGCGAGUACAACGUUCGCGUCGCCUCACGCUACUUCAAGGGUCCUGAACUUUUGGUGGACCACGAGGAGUAUGACUACUCCCUCGACCUCUGGUCGUUCGGUUGCAUGCUGGCCAGCAUCAUUUUCAAGAAGGAGCCCUUUUUCCAUGGCCACGACAACUAUGACCAGCUGGUGAAGAUUGCCAAGGUGCUGGGUACGGAUGACUUGCACAAGUACUUGACCAAGUAUUCAAUCAACCUUGACCCCCACUACGAGAGCCUCUUGGCCAGUGUCCGACAGCAGCCCAAGAACUGGAACCGCUUCAUCAACUCUGAAAACCAUCAUCUGGCCACACCCGAGGCCGUCGAUUUGUUGGACAAAUUGUUGCGUUACGACCACCAGGAGCGCCUCACGGCUCGUGAAGCCAUGGCACACCCCUUCUUUGCCAAGGUUCAUGCCGCCGCCCAGGCCGGCACUGCAUCCUUGUAAAGGACCAUGAACAACUGGGCUCCAUUUGCAUGUCUUGCCGGAAACGACCAGCAAAGACUGGCUUUAAUGCAUGGUACACAGCUGUAUCGCUCUCAUGUGAUUCAAUGAGCAAUCAAUUUGUGCCGUGUCCCAAGCAUGCCCAGCUGCACGCCAAAAAAAAGCCAAGUUUCAGCUCUGCUUUCGUCCCUUCUUGUUUCCACCAUCUACACAGCCAUGGUGACUUGCCUCUUUCUUUGCUGUGUUUUUGUGGCAGGCAAUUGUUUGCUCGUGUGUGCACUUGUAGGAUGUGUGUUUAUCAACUUGAUCUGUUGGUUUCCAAUGGGGCGACUACGACCUUUGUUUUGUGUGCCCGUGUUUAUCGCGUACCUUGCCAAUUCAUCGGAGACCAUG